AUCCGAAUAACUUUUUGCGCCCUCGAGAAAGACGCCUUGGAGCGGUGCUUAGAAGAUGAAAGGCUUGAAGCAGCGCAGGCUUGACUUCAUUUUCUCCUCUUCAUAUCCAGAGCAGCUCACGUUCAUUCUCACUUGUACUUUAAGCGUAGCAAUGCGCUUGCUAACGCUGCAUGCUUCUGCUCUGAACGACGCCGAAUAUGAUCUCUACACGACCUCACUUCGGGAUCUUGUCGAUAGCGAGGAUGACCCGAACGACAAUGUUACUUUUGACGACGCACAUUAUGAACGAUUCAAGAUCACUGUACGAGAAGCUAGGGCCUGGCUCAGAGGUCGAUACAACGACAUGCCUGUUCAUGAAAUUGACUCUAUCUUGAAGACUAUCGCGCCUAGCCAUGAAGGUCUCACAGGCGGACAAUUCUUUGCUGUCAUGCGCCUCGUCAUGCAUGCACGCAAUGGGAAAGAAGUUGACGGAAGUUUGGUCUUUGAACAGGCUCACCCUCCAACUUCACCAACUACCAAUAAUCGCAAUUUACCACCCUCCCUUCAGCAGGACGAAACGCCACGGCGCGUAGAUGUACCUCUUUCAGGCCCCUCCCACUCUGUUCCCGCAAAGCGGGCGAGUCAACCACCUCCGACACGUCCUACCACUGGACCCAAUGCAACCAUUUCACCGCCUUCCAUCCCCCCGAAACCCACCAAUCCAUUCAUUAACCGUUCGCGCUCGCAGGAUCCCCCACCUGUACCAUUGCAAAACGCAUUGACCACCCCCCGAAUGCGCACUUCGACGACUCAACCACCUCUUCCACCGCGUAAACCUUCCAUGGGACAAGCGCCGCCGCCGCCUCCACCAAGACAUGCUGCUCUUCAUCAGUCGUCUACGAUUCCCAUAUCGAAUGUACUCAUCCAACAGUCGCUCCAAGCCACUCGUAUUGCUCAGAGUCUCAAGAAGGCCGAAGAGAAAUUGCAGAAAGAGCGUGUUUUGGAGGUCCUCAAGACAAGUUCAAACACCAAGCGCACAAGGAGCAUCAGUCCUACCAAAGACCCUGCGAAUAUCGUAGAUUCUAGCUCUUCUGCCUCUGGGUCCAGUUCACGCCACUCUGAUCGCCCUGCUCUCCCUCCCCGUCGAAAGCCUAGCCCGCCACUUUCCACCAACUCAAUGGAGCAAGUCGCUACAGCAAAGCUAUACCUGCCAAGACAUAAACCUGUUAGUCCGUUCUUCAACACGGGCAGAGGCCCAGUCUCUCAAUCACCAUUUCAUUCUCCCGCACGCUCUCCACCAAAGGUACCAGUGGAACUCGAAACAGAAUCGUCUGCGGCGGCAGGAUCUAUACCUAAUCAACCUCCUCCCAUGCACCCCGAUCGCAAGCUUGCCGUGUCAUUGGACAGUCAAGAACAGCCUUCCCUACCACCUUCACCCAGCUCCACGAAUUCUACUCGUCUUUUUCGAUCUAAAUCUAUGCAUCAACCUACACCGCCUCCUGUCCCACCUCCCAUCCGAAGCAAGAAACGACCAGAGAGUAUACAGUUCACUGGUGCUGGUGCUGGUGCAGAUGGUGCUGGUCAACCUUCAACCUCGGGAGGAUUCCCUAUUCCGCCACAAUCUCCCGCACGUCCUGCUGCUAUGACGAAUCAUAACCUCUCAAGACAUCUUUCCCUAUCAUCUCCCGCGAAAAGUCGGGAACGUCCACCACCACGCGAUCCGACAAGUAUGUCGGACUCUCCUCUGGCGUCCUUGUCCUCCAUCCAGAGAACAUUAAACCAGCUUCAGCAGAAAGCUCAGCCGAAACUCGACGCUGCUAGGUACAAGGCUGAAGCUGGCUUGAGCAAACGUGGGUUCGUGAAUCAUUCGCAGCAGAGGUGGUUGAGACGGGAUGGAGAGGAACCUUUGAUGGAUGAGCCCGAACCUGCACCUGCGAAUGGGUGGGCGGAUAGACGGGUGUUUGAUGAUGAUGGUGAUGAGGACUUUGAGGAGUUUGAGAGAGUGGAGAGGGAGGAUCGUGAUGGCCAUGGUCGUAGGGAGGAAAGUGGAACCAGUGCGGAUGAGGAGAAGGAGGGACGUUCUACGGGCAAGUCGAGACGGAAUGGAACGCAGAAGGAUCUGGGCGGGAAGCGGGUGAGAGAGGGGUCUCCGCGAGGGAGGGAAUGGUUGUAUGAGAGAGAUGAUCUGAAGUGGCCGGCUGGAGAAGGUUGGAAGCCUCUCUGACGGAGUUUCGUUUCACACCCACACCUUUUCUCUUUUUUUUUUGUUCGUUGUUUUUGCUUUGCAUCGGUUUCGUAUUCCCAGUUCGACUUCGUGCUUUGCUUGAUACACAUUACUACUUAGACUUUUUUUUUUCUUUUUUCUCCCUUUGGCGGACGAUUAGGUAGUUUCUUUCUCCCUUUCCUAUAUGUGCAUAUUACAGUCUAUAAUCCUCUCCCAUCCGAGCCUCCUCCACGUCCAUGCCAAGUAGUCACAUAAACCAAGAAACCCAAUGUAUUCUAGCAGGAACCCUCCGCUGUUCACACCGGAAUUAGACAGCUAUAAGUGCUAGCUAGGUAUAAGAGGAUUCGAAUACGAAUAUUCGAACCUGC
Messenger RNA from Somion occarium, 2571 nucleotides. Lineage: Eukaryota; Fungi; Basidiomycota; Agaricomycetes; Polyporales; Cerrenaceae. The record is from the annotation of a GenBank genome assembly.